CCAUCAAUUUUCUAGGUCAAGUCUCUGCAAGUAGGAAAGAAGGGUGACGCAAGAUGACUGAUGUCGGAAAAUCAUUACUCUGGAUUUACCGAAUGGUUUUAUUAGUCGCCUUUACCAGACUCUCAUUCCACAAGGCGCGGUCACAAGAUCUACGGCUGGGCAACGGAAGAGGUCCCGGGACAAGCAGGUGUGUACCCCGGCGGGGUGGACUAGGGGAAUGCCGGGUCCUCUUCUCAUGUCCGUCCGUUGUCAAAACAUUUCGGAGGGUCCGUCCGGCCCUCUGCGGCUUUCAUGGAAAAGUGCCUAUAGUGUGUUGCCCUAAAUCACGAGAUUCAAGAGAGCAGCCUGCAACACCUAAGCCGAAGAUCAUUCUUCCAUCAGAGCCUCCUACUAUCAAUUUCGUGUGUGGACAUCGCAAUGGCAACACCAGUCGUCCUAUAAGAAGUGAUGUUGUAGGUGGGGAAGAGGCCAGCCCAAAUUCUUGGCCCUGGAUGGCGGCUUUGGGUCGAUGUGACCGGUGGUGGGGCGAAGUGACCUGGUUCUGUGACGGGACUCUAAUCAGUCCUCGGUUCGUUUUGACAGCUGCCCACUGCAUCGACUUCAGCCGACUGGACGUCGUGAGACUAGGCGACCACAACCUGAGCCAGAGUGACGUCACUCCCUUGGACUUGAGAGUCGCCGAUAAGAUUGUCCAUCCAGGGUAUCGCCCUCCAGCAGCAACUCACGACCUCGCUCUUCUGCGCCUUUCCUCGAGUGUCACCUUCACGGAAAAGAUCUCACCAAUAUGUCUGCCGUGGGUGCAGAAGGAGUCACCCAAUCUGGAAGGCAGGAAGCUCAGUGUUACCGGAUGGGGAGCGACAUCUUUUGGCGGUUCCAUGAGUGACGUAUUAAGGGAGGUGGUCGUGACGGUGUUUCCCAACAGUGACUGUGAUGUCCCCUACAGUACUCUUCGGGAUUACAAUUUGAGGUUCCCGGAAAAAAUAUGCGGACCGGAGUUCAUCUGCGCGGGAGAUAAGGUUGGCGGGAAGGACGCGUGUAAGGGAGACUCUGGAGGACCGCUGAUGUACAACGUCUUCGGGAGAUACGUGCUCGGGGGAAUCGUCUCCACGGGACACGGGUGUGGGCAGUCGGCGUUUCCUGGCAUUUACUCUGCGGUGGCACCCGUUCUCCAGUGGAUACGAGACGUAGCCUUUGUCUAAACCAGUGGUUCUCAACCAGGGGAGAAUUCCGCCCCGCCGCCACCCCGCCUAGGGGCUAAUAUCAGUUUCGGGGGCGUAGGGUUAGGGAGGAGGAAUUGUGACCACAGAUUGGCAGCCUCACACUGGCUCUAGGACCAUCACAAAAUGAAGUGUGCAUCGGUACUCGCUACUGAGAAGUCAAGCAAGCUCUGCUUUCUCUCCACUAGCUUGUGUGUUUGUGUUAGCAUUUAGUUGCAUAUUAUUUGGAAUGCACCUUUUGAGGUAGACAAUUUAGGCAAUGGUUGGGGGAUGUUGGGUGGUCGUGGAAUGACGUUUUUAAAUAAGGUUAAAAGGUGCAUGGGACUAAAAAAAAAAAAUGUUGAGAACCACUAAUCUAAACGGUGCUCUGAAACGUUUCCAGUUGAUUUACAUUCUGAAUAGUCUUUGGAACUUUUCAGUAAGUUGAUUUAUAACCUGAAAAGUCUUUUUUCGAAUUAGUUGUAGAAGCCUCUUGACGUUUUCAUUUCAUGAGAUUUUUGACGAGAUCAUCAAAUCAUUCGAUUUUUAAAAGAUUUCUGAAUACGUUCAAGAGUGCAAGCCGAAUUGGGAGUCGCUGAAGUAAUUAAUAAUAACAAAUACACAAGGACCUCCUUCUUAAUCCUGCAUAAGAGGAGCCUUCGCUUUCAGUCAAAUAUGAUGAAUAAUUAUUCAAUGACUCAUUUAUCCUUUUGGACACAAAAUGCUGCUGGAGACAAGGACCCUUCGGAAAGAAUUGUGACUUUUAGAUAUUUGGAGCAAUAUAUUUUUCAUCUUUCUUUGAAUGCGCUCCACUAGCGAGGUAUUGAAAAUGACUCAUGCGCUAAGCUGAGUGCCGUCCCCUGUUAAAUAAUUGCCCUUAUUUCUGCGAAAAUGUAUUAGUCCUUUUUUUCCGGGAACGCCACCCUACAUUGCGCACAUAGAAAUAAAUGUUACAAUAGCUUGAUUAUAUAUCAGGAUAAUGACACAUGCGUAUUGAGUAAAAGUCGCCAUCUUUGAUCUUUUAAAACCUGUCAGUCUUUCUUUCGACUUGUUAAUACCAAAUCCUUCUGAUGAGAAGUCUUGCAGUUACAGCUGAUGUUAUAAUUACCAUAAAUACCACGCAUUGCGAUGUUGCUUUCAUUGAAAAGGCAGAGGAAUUAUUCAUACCAAUGCUCGCCUUAUUAGAGAGACUUGAGAUCGCUCGCGCGGAGGGAAACAGUUUGCUAUAGAUUCCCAAAAUAAUGAAAAAAAAAAAAGGAAGAAACCUUUGUGCCUCUUGACUUAUGCAGUAAAGUGUGUAUUUGGUAGUUAGACGAAUGUGGUGGGUAACAGCUGAAGUGAAGAAGGCCUUAAGGUUAAGGGAAAAGGGGAUAUUUACACAACCUUUUUUUAGUUAUUUUUAGUAUUUAUAUGUUUAUGCAUAUAUUAAUUGUUCAUUUUUAGAUUAUAUCUUGAUGUGCUUGCUGUUCAUUUUUAUUUACUUGUUUAUUUGUCGACAAAGAGGUGACUUGCGUAUUGAAUGAAACUUAUUGCUAUAUUCA
Molecule: messenger RNA, 2737 nt
Organism: Macrobrachium nipponense
Lineage: Eukaryota; Metazoa; Arthropoda; Malacostraca; Decapoda; Palaemonidae
Product: venom protease-like
Exons: 10
Coding region: 54-1199 (381 amino acids)
Biological process (GO): proteolysis
Molecular function (GO): serine-type endopeptidase activity
Source: RefSeq, a predicted model, not a curated record